Molecule: messenger RNA, 1549 nt
Organism: Chara braunii
Lineage: Eukaryota; Viridiplantae; Streptophyta; Charophyceae; Charales; Characeae
Source: the annotation of a GenBank genome assembly
GCGGGGCCUCUUCCUCGCAUCGACGAUCUUCUUGAGUGAUUGGGCGGCGCAAAGUAUUUUUCUAAGUUGGAUUUGAAGUCGGGAUAUCAUUAAAUCUUGAUCCGGAUGAACGAUCACUACAAAUCCACAUUCAAGACGGGGUACGGGCAUCUCGAGUGCGUGGUCAUGCCUUUUGGCCUCACCAACGCCCCGGCGACCUUUCAAGCGGCAAUGACCAACGAGUUCCGUGCAAUGUUGGACCGGUUCGUGUUGGUCUACUUAGACGAUAUUCUCGUCUAUAGUCGGACAUUCGAGGAUCAUCUUGGCCAUCUUCGACGAGUGUUGGAGACGCUCCGCCCAGCCAAGUACAAGGCCAACCCCGACAAGUGCGAAUUUGUCCGGCAAGAGCUGGAAUACUUGGGCCAUUUUGUCACACCGGAGGGCAUCAGUCCGCUAUCGGACAAGAUUCAAACCAUCCAAGAGUGGUCGGAGCCUCCGAACGUCACGGAUGUCCGUUCGUUCCUUGGCCUCGCUGGCUACUAUCAGCAUUUCAUCAAAGGCUACUCGAAGAUCGCGACCCACUUGACCAAGCUACAAUGCGAGGAUCGGCCGUUUGACUUCGGAGAGGAGGCGCGGGAAUCAUUUUUGGCUCUCAAAGCCGCGCUAUUAUCUGCGGAGGUCCUGCUCAUAUAUGACCCGCUUUUGCCUACGCGCUUCACUACGGAUGCGUCCGGCUAUGGCAUUGGUGCCGUCCUCGAGCAACAUGAUGGUGUGGACUGGCACCUGGUGGAGUAUUUCAGCAAGAAAGUGCCCGUCGUGCAUUCCAUUAACGAUGCAUGCAAGAAGGAGCUCCUCGCCUUCGUCCACCCGCUCAAGCGGUGGUGGCACUUCCUCCUUGGUCGAAGCCAAUUCCGAUGGGUAACGGACAACAAUCCGUUUGUCUUCUAUAAGACCCAAGACACCGUCAACAACACCAUCGCUCGAUGGAUGGCUUUCAUCGACCAAUUCGACUUCUUUCCCGAUCACAUUCCCGGGAAGUCGAACCGUUUUGCGAACGCUCUUUCACGGUGUCCGUAUCAUUGUACCGCGGUCUACUCAACCUUCGAGAUCGACGACGAUAUGCGGAACAGCUUCAUCCGCGGCUACCAAUCCGACCCCGAGUUUCGCGACAAAUACGCGAAUUGCUCCUCUCCUAAUUCGGCGCCUUCUCACUACCGGAUCCAAGAGGGGUACUUGCUUGUCCACACRCGGGGGAAGGACCUUCUUUGCGUACCGAGUGAUCCGCACUUGUGACGAACCAGCUUCCGGACCUGCGCCAUCUUUCAGACCCCUUCCCUCCCCGUAUUUUCUCUGCAUCUAGAUGUGUCUUGAUCGGCCUCCGAGAACGUCGCCCCCCCUCCCUCUGUUUUUGUUCGAUUUUAAGGUACUUCGUUGAAAUCUGUAUAGAAGUUUUUGAAAUUCUGUCAUUUCUUUUAAUUUGAAAAUGCAUGGGAAUUUCGCGCGCAUUAGUGAGCGCGCUCGGAAUUUGGCUCGACAGUUAGGAAUUCCGGAAUCAACGGAACGCGGCGCG